CACAAAUUAUAUCCACCAUUAAUUUUCCUGUGUUGCCCAUCAUCUGCCAUUGAAUUGUGUUUCUUUAUCCACACCCAUGGCUACAGCAUCUGCAGUGCUAAUAGUUAGAGUUGUUCCACCUUAUCUUUCUUCUUCUUCUUCUAUCCAACCAUAUCUAAAACUAAAAGCUUCCAUGCAAAACAUUCCACCAAUUAACAAUAAUGUGCCUAUCAAUAUCCCUCACCCUCAAAAAUGGACCAUUCCUCUAAAUUACUCCUUCCUUCCUACUUCUCUUCCUGCAGAUUCACAAUUUUCCCCUUUAAAUGAGGAAAUGGACAUUAAAUAUGAAAAUGAAAUGAAGAGUGUGAAGCAUCUGUUGAGAGAAAGAGCCAAAAAUAAUAGUGAUCCUUUGGAGAGCUUGAAUAUGAUUGAUGCAAUUCAACGUUUAGGGAUUGACCACUGCUUUAAAGAGGAGAUUGAAGCAAUUCUACAAUACCAAUACACAAUAAUGCCAACUCAAUGUUUUGAUACUAAGUGUUCCCUUCAUGAGGUUGCUCUUCGAUUUCGACUCUUAAGACAACGUGGUUAUUUUGUACUUUCAGAUGUGUUUGGAAGUUUCAUGAAUAAAGAGGGUGAAUUGAACAAAAAAGUUAGUGAAGAUAUGGAAGGCCUAACGAGUCUAUAUGAAGCUUCGCAAUUAUGCUUUCCUGGAGAAGAAACAUUAGAGAAAAUUGGGAAAUUUAGUGGCCAAAUCUUGAAGACACAAAUGGAGAAUCCCGACAAUGGUACGGCAAAACAUGUGGGUGAUGCUUUGGCUAAUCCCUUUCAUAAAAGUUUGGGGAGAUUGAUGGUCAAGAACUACUUUGGAUUCCCAGCCACCCAUAAUAAAUGGAUUUCUGUCUUCCAACAAUUGGCAAAGUUGGAUUUCAAUAGGGUCCAGAAGUUAUACCAACGUGAAAUUUCUCAACUUUUUUUGUGGUGGAAGAUGACAGGAUUAUCUGAAGAAAUAAAGUUCGGUAGAGAUCAACCACUUAAAUGGUAUGUUUGUUCAUUAGCCUUCUUAGCAGAUCCAAAAUUCUCAGAAGAAAGAGUUGAGCUUUCAAAAUCUCUCUCUUUUAUCUAUCUUAUUGAUGAUAUCUACGAUUUAUAUGGUUCCAUUGAAGAACUUAGACUUUUCACAAAAGCAAUUCAAAGAUGGUACUUGGCAGCUAUCCACGGUUUACCCCACCCAAUGAAAAUUUGCUUUAUCAAACUUUAUGAAACCACAAAUGAACUAAGCCACAUGUUUUCUCUCAAGCAUGGUUGGAACCCCAUUCAUUCAUUACAGAAAUCGUGGGCUAGCCUUUGUGAGGCAUUUCUAGUGGAAGCAGAAUGGUUUGCUUCUAACCAUUUCCCAAGUGCCAAAGAAUAUUUAGAGAAUGGAAUGGUUAGUUCUGGAGUUCAUGUUGUUUUAGCACAUAUCUUCUUUCUAUUAGGCCAAGGAAUAAACAACAAAACUGUCCAACUUUUGGAUACCAACCCAGGCAUUGUAUCUUCCACUGCUUCAAUUCUACGGCUUAGCGACGAUUUGGGAAGUGCAAAGGACGAGAAUCAAGAAGGAUAUGAUGGGUCGUAUAUAAAAUACUACAUGAAUGAAAAUCCGGAGAUUUCGGUUGAUAGCGCACGACAGCGCAUUAUCCAUAUGAUCUCAGAUGCAUGGACGAGAUUGAACCAAGAAAGCCUUUCUCCAAAUCCAUUUCCAGAAACAUUUAUUCAAGCUUCUCAAAAUAUUGCAAGAUUUGUUCCUCUUUUAUAUGGUUACGAUGAAAAUCAAAACCUUCCAAUUCUCGAGAAGCUGAUGAAAUCUGUGCUUUAUGAAAGUGUACAAAUAUAAGAGAUGUGAUCCUAUAGUGGCAUUAUUUAAAUUAGCUCUCUCUCAUUAGGUGGUAUCAAUGAUGUUUACCAAUUAAAUAAUAAUAAUAAAUCCUUAAUAUUUAAUGUGGCUGUGAGAGGCGUGCAUGCAUGUUUGAAUGUGAUUUUAAGAAUGAGUAGUUUUUGUAAAAGCCAUAAUAAGAAAUUUAUUUUUCACGACA
Molecule: messenger RNA, 2051 nt
Organism: Benincasa hispida (wax gourd)
Lineage: Eukaryota; Viridiplantae; Streptophyta; Magnoliopsida; Cucurbitales; Cucurbitaceae
Source: RefSeq, a predicted model, not a curated record